GGUUCAAUUUAGGUGCGCCACAGGUUGUAUUUAGUGCGCGGCACAUGGCCGUUCUUCGGGCCGAGUUUUCCCAGUUUUAGUGGUUUUAGCGGUUUUUUGCCGCCGCAGAAGCUGAUUCUAAAAGCUAGAGACUCCCCAUUCCCGCGAUGUUGACAUCCAAGACGUUCGUGAAGAAAACUAAAACGGGGAACGUUCUCAAAGUCGUGCGGGAACACUACCUCCGGGAUGACAUUUGGUGCGGUUCGAAGCUGUGCAAGAAAUGCAAGCACGAAGCGCCCAUCCUGGAGAUCUCCCCGAGGAGCCCCAGCGAGCUGUUCACUUCGCCCCACUACCUCGUGCCGGACACAAACGUUGUCAUCCACCAAAUGGACGUUCUUAAGGAUGACGCCUUCACGAACCUUAUCGUGCUUCAAACGGUUCUUCAAGAGCUCCGGCACCGGCACGCUCCGGGCUACAACACCAUCAGAGAGAUCCUCGCCAACAAAGACAGACAAUUCUUUGUGUUCACCAACGAGCACCACAAAGAGACCUACGUGGAGCGCGAGCCUGGCGAAAGUGCAAACGACCGCAACGACCGGGCCAUCCGCGUCAGCGUCGACUGGUACAUGAACCACCUGAACUCAAGGGUGGACGUGGUCCUGCUCACAAACGACGAGGAAAAUCGUCGUAAGGCCGAGGCAGAGGGAAUCAAGGCGUGCACCUUUUCAGAGUAUGUGCGGAGUCUGAGGGACCAUCCGGGCCUCCUGGACAAGCUUGCCAAACUGGAGCUCGACGGAGCUGCCGGCGAAGUGGGGGACAAGCGCAAGGGGUUCCUGUUCCCGGAGCACCUCCCGCAGUCUGCGCUGCAUCUGGGCAUCAAGAGCGGCAAGUAUGAGCAGGGAAAGUUCCAGGCGAGCCGGGAAAACUACCUCGAGGGCAACGUGGUCAUUGGCGGCGACAACGAGGGGGAGUCGCGCUCCAUAUUGAUCCAGGGUCGCGGCCACCUGAACCGGGCCGUCCACGACGACUUGGUGGUGGUCGAGACCCUUCCGGAAGAGCAGUGGUCCCUGCCGUCGGGAUUGGUGCUCCUGGACGAAACUCAGGACGAGGAAGAGGACAAAGGGGAUGAAGAGGCCAAGCUUUCGAAGAAACGGGCCGUCUCGAAUAAGGUGCCGACCGGCCGCAUCGUGGGCAUCCUCAGGCGCAAGUGGAGACCGUACUGUGGAAUACUCCAGCCCUCUAACAUCAAGGAGGCAACCAGGCACCUUUUUGUGCCGGCCGAACGCCGGAUCCCGAAGAUCCGCAUCGAGACUCGCCAGGCAGACGUCCUGUGCCGCCAGCGCAUCGUCGUCUCCAUAGACAGCUGGCCGAGAGACUCUCGAUAUCCACAGGGUCAUCUUGUGAAGGCACUCGGCGAAGUGGGUGACAGAGCGACCGAGAACCAAGUGCUCCUCCUGGAGCACGACAUCCCUCAUCAGUGCUUCUCGAGAUCCGUUCUUGACUGCCUGCCCUCUCUGCCGUGGACCAUCGGACCGAAGGAAGAGAAGAACCGGGAAGACUUGCGGCAUCUCUGCAUUUGCAGCGUGGACCCACCAGGGUGUACGGACAUUGAUGAUGCACUGCAUUGCAGGGAGCUGCCCAAUGGAAACUAUGAGGUGGGAGUCCACAUCGCGGAUGUGUCGCACUUUGUCCGACCGGGAACGGCCUUGGACAAGGAAGCUGCCAACAGGGGGACCACAGUGUAUCUCGUUGAUCAGAGGAUAGAUAUGGUGCCUGAGUUGCUCAGUGCCAAUUUGUGCUCCCUCCGAGGUGGCGAAGAGAGGCUGGCAUUUUCAGCCAUCUGGGAGGUGUCCCCAGAGGCAGAAGUGCUUCAUACCAAGUUCCACAAGUCCAUCAUCAAGUCAAGGGCUGCCCUUACUUAUGCGGAAGCUCAAGCCCGCAUCGACGACACGUCUUUGAACGACGAGCUGACUCUUGGUUUGCGCGGACUCAACCGACUGGCCAAGAUCCUGAAGGCAAAGCGGAUUGCAAACGGGGCGCUGACGCUGGCCUCUUCGGAAGUGAGGUUUCACGUGGAUUCAGAAACUCACGAUCCGAUCGACGUCCAGACAAAACAGCUGCUGGAGACCAACUCAAUGGUGGAGGAGUUCAUGUUGCUCGCCAACGCGUCUGUGGCGAGGCACAUCUUCCAGGAGUUCCCGGAGUGCGCCCUGCUCCGGCGUCACCCGGCGCCAGCCCCCGCGAAUCUCGAGCCCUUGGUCAAGGCGGGACACUCCAAGGGCUUUGUGGUGGAAGUGGAGAGCGGCCUGCGUCUCGCCGAGUCGCUCGACAGGGCCGUAGACCCCGAGCAACCCUACUUCAACGUGAUGCUCCGCAUGGUGGCCACCCGCUGCAUGGCGAGGGCCCUCUACUUUUGCAGCGGCUGCGUAGCUCCGGAGGACUUUGAUCACUACGGCCUGGCGAUGCCUUUCUACACCCACUUCACCUCGCCUAUUCGAAGAUACUCCGACUUGAUGGUUCAUCGCCUCCUCGGAGUCUGCGUGGGAGCCGAGGCCACCUACCCAGAUCUCGUUCACAAAAACAAGUGCCAGGAGCUGUGCAACAACCUCAACUACAGACACAACAUGGCCCAGUACGCAGGCAGGUCGUCGGUUGCCCUGUACACUCAGGCCUUCUUCAGGGACAAGGUGCUGGACGAGGAAGGCUACGUGCUUUUUGUGCGAGAGAAUGCCCUCCAGGUGCUGAUGCCUCGUUUUGGCCUGGAGGCGACCCUGUUUCUCAAGGAAGACGGAUGGAGCUACGACCAAGAGGCAAACACUCAGACGUAUGGAGGCGUCACGCUUCGCCAGUUCGACCGUCUGGUGGUGCAGUUGUCGGUGGACAGCCGCAACGUCCAGCACCAGAAGGUGGUCGUCAGAUUGGUCGACCCAAAGAUCCCAGGCGUCGGCGUGGAACCGUCCGCACGCAAAGCAGACGACACGCAGAAACAAGCCGACGACCCUCCGCGCAAGAGAUCCAAAGUCGCCGCGUCCUCUUGAAAAUAAAUGCGGCGAAAGCAAA
Molecule: messenger RNA, 3039 nt
Organism: Ixodes scapularis (black-legged tick)
Lineage: Eukaryota; Metazoa; Arthropoda; Arachnida; Ixodida; Ixodidae
Gene: Dis3
Product: exosome complex exonuclease RRP44
Exons: 22
Coding region: 147-3017 (956 amino acids)
Biological process (GO): rRNA catabolic process
Cellular component (GO): nuclear exosome (RNase complex); cytoplasmic exosome (RNase complex)
Molecular function (GO): 3'-5'-RNA exonuclease activity; RNA binding; endonuclease activity
Source: RefSeq, a predicted model, not a curated record